Messenger RNA from Stegastes partitus (bicolor damselfish), 1778 nucleotides. It is a transcript of the gene f7i, whose product is annotated as coagulation factor VIIi. Lineage: Eukaryota; Metazoa; Chordata; Actinopteri; Pomacentridae. Bases 1 to 1326 code for a protein of 441 amino acids. Gene Ontology annotation, cellular component: extracellular region. Gene Ontology annotation, molecular function: serine-type endopeptidase activity; calcium ion binding. The transcript is spliced from 8 exons. Gene Ontology annotation, biological process: blood coagulation; proteolysis. The record is from RefSeq and is a predicted model, not a curated record.
AUGCUGCGGAGAAGCUGCUGCUGGAUUCUGCUUUUAGGCGUCGCUGCUGCUGCAGUGUUUGUGCAGAAGCCGGAAGCCGAUUCGUUGCUGCGGCGGCGGCGAGCGAACAGCGGCUUCCUGGAGGAGCUGCAACAAGGAAACCUGGAGCGCGAAUGCAUCGAGGAAAUCUGCGACUACGAGGAGGCUCGAGAGGUGUUCGAGGACGACAGCAAGACGAGGCAGUUCUGGCUCACGUAUGAACAUCGGGAUCCCUGCCUGGUGAACCCGUGUCAGAACAACGGAAUAUGUAUCUACGUGGGAACCUCGUAUGAGUGCCAGUGCUAUGAAGGCUUCGAGGGACAACACUGCCAGACAGUGUUUGAAGAAUCUCUGAAGUGUCUGUACAAGAACGGACUCUGUGAGCAGUUCUGUGACGAUUCUGAGGGAAGACGGCGAUGUUUCUGUUCUGACGGAUACCAACUGGGAGAAGACGGGCAGCGAUGCUUCGCUCAGGUGGAGUUCCCUUGUGGCCAGUUGGUUCCGGCAGAAUCUGGACGAAACCAGAGUGACGUGGUUCAGACCAGAGUGGUGGGAAGUGACGAGUGUCCCCGAGGAGAGUGUCCCUGGCAGGUUCUGGUCCAGUUAAAUGGAAACAGUCACUGUGGAGGAGUUCUGAUCCGACCCGACUGGGUCAUCACCGCCGCCCACUGUAUCCACGGCAACGACCCCAACAACUUGACCGUGGUGGCAGGAGAACAUAACUUGGAUGUGAAUGAUGGUACCGAACAGCGGUUACCUGUUUCCAUGGCGAUCAUCCAUCCUGGUUUCGUGAUGGCGACGGGCGACAGUGACAUCGCUCUGCUGCGGCUCAGUCGAUCCGUUUCCUUGAACCGACUCGUGGUUCCGGUCUGUCUGCCGACCAGAACCUUCGCCGAGCGCAAGCUGCUGCCGCUGCUGUACCACAGCGUGUCCGGUUGGGGCCGGAGGAUCGGCGCCGCCUCGCCCAGUGGUGCCAUCGCCUCGCCCGUCCUCCGCAGGAUGACCAUCCCCCUCCUCCAGAACGCCCAGUGCUCACAGAGGGCCCAGUUCAACUUCACCAGCACCAUGCUGUGCGCCGGAUACCUGGAGGGUCGCCAGGAGAGUUGCCGCGGCGACGACGGCAGCCCGCUGGUCACGCUGCUCGGCUCCACCCACUUCCUGACCGGCGUGGUGGCCUGGGGGCGGGGCUGCGCUCAGCCGGGGUAUUAUGGGGUGUACACCAACAUGGCCGCCUUUGUGGACUGGGUCCAGGACGCCAUGAAGAACCCACCGCCGCUACCGGACCUGCUGGACCAGAAACCGCUUUAAUGGAGAGACAGAAAAAGUUCUGGUUGGUUUUUAGGUUCGAGAAUGAAACAUCAGAGUUCUUCUGUCAGCGUUUUGAAAUGCUGUAAAAUGGAAGGAAACGGUCCUUUCACAAUAAUUCUCCUUUCAUACAAUUAAAAGCUAGAUUCUGUUGAAAUCAUUUGUUUUUGGAUGUUUGAUGAAUCAUCUCCAACAUUUCACAGUCUGGACAUAAAUCAUGACUCAGCGAUUAAAGCGAAUCUUUAGCUGUCGCUACGUUAAACGUAUUUACAGAAUUAAACUUUCUUUCACUGCUUUAAUUCACUCUUAUUUUGAAACGUCAGAUUUUAGCUCAAUUAAAUGAAUGAUUUUGUUCCUGAAGAUUUUUCCAAACCUGAACGUUUAUUUUCUAACUUCAUUUGAUGGAAACUGAAUAAAAUGAACUUAAACCAAUAAAGCGUUUUGACUCAGUCGCU